AUGGUGGCUAAAACCAGGAAACAGACCGGCAAGAGUCCCGGUCAGACCCCGACCGAGCGCGAUCGGAACCUUCACCACGUUUCGCCCCACAGCAAAAGUAACAUCAGGCGACCGGGCAGGGAGAGCAAGGCUUUCUCUCAUCCGAACGGGCUGUCGGUGAUCGGGCACAAGCUCGGGCUAACUUCGUCUUCGCUCUGGAAGCUGGGCGUAACGAUCCUGCUCGCUGGGCUGACUGGAUACCUGCACUGGUACCAUCUGUCUCAGCUCUUUGAGAACGACAGGCACUUUUCACACCUGUCGAACCUGGAGAAAGAAAUGGCUUUCCGAACGGAAAUGGGCCUGUACUAUUCCUACUACAAGACCAUUAUCAAGGCUCCCUCAUUCCUGGACGGACUCCACAUGAUCAUGAACGAUCGACUAACGGAGUAUCCUCUGGUUAUUAACACGCUGAAAAGGUUCAAUCUCUACCCUGAGGUGGUCUUGGCCAGCUGGUACCGCCUGUACACGGGUGUUAUGGGCUACUUUGGGAUUCCCACAAAGAUGUGCUGGUCCAUCAACAGAGGAGAGGGCCUCACUCCAGUGGAUAGCUGUGAAGGACUGGGCGACCCGGCAUAUUUCUAUGUAGCCUGCGUCUUCCUGCUGAACGGUGCAAUGAUGAGCCUGUUCUUUAUUUAUGGCGCCUACCUCAGUGGGAGCCGACUGGGAGGAAUCGUCACCACGUUGUGUUUCUUCUUCAAUCACGGUGAAAGCACUCGUGUGAUGUGGACUCCACCUCUGAGGGAGAGCUUUGCGUACCCAUUUUUAGUCCUGCAGAUGCUGCUUCUCACCUACAUCUUACGCACACGAAACCCAAGCAGGACCGCCUUGGUGGCUCUGGGCAUCUCCACCUUGUGCUUCAUGCUGCCGUGGCAGUUCGCCCAGUUUGUGCUGCUCACUCAGGUGGCCUCCCUGUUUGCCUCCUACAUCCUGGGCUACCUUGUUGCAGCGAAGAUGCAGUCUAUCCUUGUCACUCACAUGAUCACACUCGGGGUCUGCUUCAUCCUCAUGUUUGGGAACUCCAUGCUCCUCACGUCUUUUUACGCCUCCUCGCUCAUUUCCAUCUGGGUCAUCAUUGCUUUAAGGGACCGGUUCAUUCAGGUCUUCAAACCUGGCGUUGUCAUCUGGGUCAUGCAGGGCCUGGCUUGGGUCGGCUCCACGGUUCUGCUCAAAUUUCUGCUUUCCACUGUAUUCGGUGCCUCUGAUGAUGCUCACAUCAGUGGACUGAUCAAGUCCAAAUUCACAAGUUACAAAGACUUCCACACUCUGAUGUACACCUGCGCCGCCGAGUUUGACUUCAUGGAGUUUGAGACACCUGUACGUUACCUCAAAACGUUGCUGCUGCCCAUCAACUUGCUGGUGGUGGCGCUCGUUGCAGCCAGGACGUUGCAGGAUUUGUUUCGGACUCUGACACAAGAAGCAAAGACGUCUGCAAAGACGGAGGAUGCUGAUGAAGCUGCGGGGUCUGAUGUAGCUGCGAAUGCAGAGCUGGUGUACCACAGCUUACAGCUGGUAGCCUUCACCGUCCUGGCCAUCCUCAUCAUGCGCCUGAAGCUCUUCCUGACGCCGCACAUGUGCAUCAUGGCGUCGCUGCUCUGCUCCCGACAGUUGUUUGGUUGGGUUGGUGAGAAGUUCAGGCACCAGGCUGUGGUGUUUGGACUCGUGGCCAUGAUGGCGGUCCAGGGAGUGGCCAACCUGCAGGCCCAGUGGGCGAUCAUCGGAGAGUUCAGCAACCUGCCGCAGGAGGAGCUGCUGAACUGGAUCCAGGAAAGCACCCGUCCCGAUUCGGUGUUUGCCGGAGCCAUGCCCACCAUGGCCAGCGUGAAGCUUUCCACGGGGCGGCCCAUCGUCAACCACCCCCACUACGAAGACGCUGGCCUCAGGGAGAGAACCAAGCUGGUUUAUUCCAUGUACAGCCGCAUGUCUGGAGAAGCUGUGAAACAGAACCUGAUGACUCUGGGCGUGGACUUCUUCAUCCUGGAGGAUUCCUGGUGCACCAGGCGAACCAGGCCCGGCUGCAGCAUGCCAGAGAUCUGGGACGUAGAGAACCCGGAGAACGUCGGUAAAAUUCCCUUCUGCACCCACUUGUCCAGGAACUCGCGGCCCUACUUCAACACCGUCUUUUCCAACGACAUCUACAAAGUCCUCAAAGUCUCCAAAGAUCUCAGAUAACGGCGUUGGACAAACAGGACCAAACCAAAUCAGCUUUUAUCCAGCUCUUUUUUUUUUUUUUUUCUUCUUCUUCUUCUCUUGUCGCACACUUCGGUUUCUGUUCUUUCUUCCCGCAUCUCAAACAACUCAUUAUUUUUUGGUACAGGUGUCACCGUCUCUCAUUUAGCAUGUUGCUUUGGCUCCGGUCUGAUUAUUCCUUGUUUUAAAGGAUGCAUCCGUAUUUUCCUGCGUUUUUUUUUUUUUUUUUUUUUUAUCGCUUCAGCCGUAAACUGUCAGUGAUGUCCACAUACUGUGAAGCAAUACCCAAAAGAAGCUGAUUUCCUCUGUCGUUAUGCACAGUGAAAAGGUUUUCCUGUAGUACAGUAUUUUCAUAAUUUAUUGUGUGAGCAGUUUUAUGCAACUUCAAGAUUUUAGGAUGUCUCUAUUCAGAGGCUUUUUUUAAAAUCUUAUACAUAUCAUACAGUGUUAGACAAUUUCACACGAGAAGGGAGCCCUUGUCAAUUUUGUUGUUAUCCGGAAGUUUUUUUAGGGAUGAAUAUGGUUAAGAAAAUGUAUUUCUUUAAGCUGCCCUGGCACAACUUUUUAUAUACUUGUUUUGUAAAAUACUGAUGUUUAGCCUUUUUAAAACGGUUCUUGUUGUGUUUCUUGAAUUACUGUUUGUUGCCAAAAUGAAGUCUUGUUAUUAAAGCUGCAUAUUCAGGGUACUCCACCUCA
This is a messenger RNA of Fundulus heteroclitus (mummichog), 2922 nucleotides long. RefSeq names its product dpy-19-like 1, like (H. sapiens) (gene dpy19l1l). NCBI's taxonomy places the organism in Eukaryota, Metazoa, Chordata, Actinopteri, Cyprinodontiformes, Fundulidae. The record is from RefSeq and is a predicted model, not a curated record. The coding region runs from base 1 to 2208 and encodes 735 amino acids. Gene Ontology annotation, molecular function: mannosyltransferase activity. Gene Ontology annotation, cellular component: nuclear inner membrane. The transcript is spliced from 22 exons.